AAAGCUGUACAGAGAUAAAAUCAGAUUUUUUCGAAACUGUUGUGCAAAGUGUGUUUUGAUUAUUGUAAAUAUUAGUUUAGGGUACAGAGCAAGAGAACUCCUGGAAGAAAAUGCACCUGUUAGAUAACUAACUCUAGAAGCUUCGCCCAUUGCAUUUAAGUGAAAUUUAGUUUGCUAAGAGAUUGUUUCUCCAUUCUUAACAUAUUUCUGUAAAAAAAGGUUUAACAGGAACAGGCUUGAAACUUGUGGAAUUUCUCUUCAUGUUGGACUGUGAGCUUAUAUGAUACGUGUGUACUGUAGAUUUGAUGUGAAAUGCAAGUGAUUUGAUUCAAUCUAAAUUGCUUUUAUUAUAUCCCACAACUGUUCUCUAUAGGAUUUGAGCAUAAACUUGGAAACAAUUAUUUUAUACUGUUGCAAAUUUCCUCUUUAACUUUGCUGGAGUCUGAAUAUUCAUAAAGAGGAGAAGCUUAUACAUAAUGAUGGUGAAAUGCAUCACUCAGUGAAAUGGAACAUUAGAAAGGAAAUAAAAUAAUGCUAAUGAAGCAACUGUUUCCCUGAAGUUCAAGUUUUCAGGCUCACUGCCAUUAUGGAUGAGCAGCAAGCUUUGAAUUCAAUCAUGCAGGAUUUGGCUGUGCUUCAUAAGGCCAGUCGUCCUGUGUUGCCCCAGCAAGAAACAGGAAAACCAAAGUCGUCUUCACCUAAAAAACAGAAUGAUGUUAGAGUCAAAUUUGAACAUCGAGGUGAAAAAAGGAUCCUGCAGUUACCAAGGCCUGUUAAACUUGAAGAUCUUGCAGCUAAAGCUAAAGUUGCUUUUGGACAGACUAUGGAUUUGCAUUACAGCAAUAAUGAGCUUGUAAUUCCAUUAACCACACAGGAUGAUCUGGACAAAGCUGUUGAACUGCUUGACCGUAGUGUUCAUAUGAAGAGUCUCAAGAUAUUGCUUGUAAUACAUGGAAAUACACAGUCACCCAGUGUAAAUAAUGUGGAACCCCUGCCCUCACUGGAAGAUUUAGAUAAUACAGUGUUUGGUCUGACAGACAGAAAAAGGCGACUGUCUGUAAUAGGUUCUAAUACUCGUGAUAGGAGUUCACCUCCCCCAGGAUACAUUCCAGAUGAGCUGCAUCAGGUGGCCCGAAAUGGGUCCUUCACCAGUAUCAACAGUGAGGGUGAAUUCAUUCCAGAAAGUAUGGAUCAGAUGCUGGAUCCAUUGUCUUUGAGCAGUCCUGAAAACUCUGGCUCAGGAAGCUGUCCUUCACUUGACAGCCCUUUAGAUGGAGACAACUAUCCCAGAUCUCGGAUGCCAAGAGCACAGAGCUAUCCAGAUAAUCAUCAGGAAUUCUCAGUAGAGUAUGAUAUCCCAAUAUUUGAGAAAUUUGGAAAGGGGGGGACUUAUCCCCGAAGAUACCAUAUUUCAUAUCAUCAACAAGACUACAACGACGGUCGUAAAACUUUUCCAAGAGCCAGGAGGACUCAGGGGAACAGCUUCCGAUCACCAGUUAGUUUCAGUCCUACUGAUCACUCGCUGAGCACCAGUAGCGGAAGCAGCGUCUUUACGCCGGAGUAUGAAGAUAACCGCAUGAGGAGGAGGGGAAGUGACAUAGACAAUCCUACCUUGUCAGUCAUGGACAUCAGCCCACCCAGUCGCUCACCACGAGCUCCAACUAACUGGAGACUUGGUAAACUGCUGGGUCAAGGUGCAUUUGGCAGAGUGUAUCUGUGUUACGAUGCUGAUACCGGAAGAGAACUGGCUGUUAAACAAGUUCAGUUUGAUCCCGAUAGUCCAGAAACGAGCAAGGAAGUAAAUGCACUUGAAUGUGAGAUUCAGUUGCUGAAAAAUCUGCUGCAUGAAAGAAUUGUUCAGUAUUAUGGCUUCUUGAGAGAUCCUCCAGAAAGAACACUCUCUAUAUUCAUGGAAUAUAUGCCUGGGGGUUCCAUCAAAGACCAACUGAAAUCAUAUGGAGCACUCACAGAGAAUGUGACUCGUAAAUAUACGCGGCAGAUUUUGGAAGGAGUUCACUAUUUGCACAGUAAUAUGAUUGUCCAUCGAGAUAUUAAAGGAGCAAAUAUUCUGCGAGAUUCAGCAGGCAAUGUGAAGCUCGGUGACUUUGGUGCCAGCAAACGACUGCAGACGAUUUGUCUCUCUGGUACAGGAAUGAAGUCUGUCACAGGAACUCCAUACUGGAUGAGUCCAGAAGUUAUUAGUGGAGAGGGGUACGGCAGAAAAGCAGAUAUCUGGAGCGUAGGUUGUACAGUGGUAGAAAUGCUCACUGAGAAGCCCCCCUGGGCAGAGUUCGAAGCCAUGGCUGCCAUCUUUAAAAUUGCCACUCAGCCAACCAACCCCCAGCUACCACCUCAUGUCUCCGACCAUGCUCGGGAUUUCUUGAAACGGAUUUUUAUCGAGGCCAAGCUGCGACCGUUUGCAGAUGAACUGCUAAGACACACGUUUGCACACUAUCACUAACAGCCUGCCUCAACUCAGCUUGCGUCUACUGCAUUUAUUUUCUAUUUGACUGCACUUUUAUUUUUCUUUUUUACAAAAAAAGGAGAAAAAAGGACAAGAGAGAGAAUAUUCUCUUGAAUCUUUGUUUCACUUAGAUUGUAAACAAUCUAAAUUUUGUAUCUAUAAUGAGAAUCUUCUCUCCCCCGCUCCCACCAGGACUAGAACUUUUUGUUUCUAUAAUGUACUGAUGUGGUUCAUGUAGAUAAAGCACUUUAGUACAUAUUUGUUCCUUAUUUAAAGGGGAAAAAAAAAAAAAAGACAAAUGCUUGGACAGUCAGGAACUGUGUGACUUUUUCUGACACCGCUGACGGACUCAGGGUGCAGGGAAAAAUAGACAUGCAGCUAAAGGACAAGAAGGUUACUUCUCUGUGAUUCUUCUAUAUAUGGUAGGUACUUGCGGCAGAGAGUUCUAAGUUCUUACUAUAUUUUAGCAUUUUAAUCAGUUUCUGGGUUUUACAGUUUAAGCUGGAACACACAGUUCUGAGAGUUAAUGAUAAAGCUGGAAGAACUUGGAACUCUCUGUACAGCAGCGCGUCUAACCGGUACUUCUAUGUGACCAAAAGAAAAAAAAAAACAAAAAAGAA
This is a messenger RNA of Chroicocephalus ridibundus (black-headed gull), 3084 nucleotides long. RefSeq names its product mitogen-activated protein kinase kinase kinase 2 (gene MAP3K2). Gene Ontology annotation, molecular function: protein binding; ATP binding; MAP kinase kinase kinase activity. Gene Ontology annotation, biological process: protein phosphorylation; cellular response to stress. Bases 587 to 2461 code for a protein of 624 amino acids. The record is from RefSeq and is a predicted model, not a curated record. NCBI's taxonomy places the organism in Eukaryota, Metazoa, Chordata, Aves, Charadriiformes, Laridae. The transcript is spliced from 17 exons.